ACGCACAUCUGUCCGACACAACCGAAAGCGUAUUCCGAUCGCUUUACGUAGCAUUUAUGUGCUCGAUUGAUAGAUUGCCGUUUGAUUGUCAGGCCGUCGCUCGCAGACCGAUCCGCGAUUGCGGCCGAGUCGGAAGUGACGAUCGACGUCGAAGAAUGCGAACGCGGCGCGACGCCUCGCCGUACCUUGAGCGAAAGAGCGACGUUGGCAUGCAGCUCGCAAGGAAGGCAAGAACGAUCGCGGAGAGAGAGAGAGCGCUCGCCGGUUAUAAUGAGAUUGGCGACGCGGCGCGUUCGAGAGAAAACGUAAAGAGGUCGUUCCCUUCGCAAAACCAGUUUGCGCGUGUGCGCCGCGCUCGCGUACCGUGCCCGCGGCUCUGGCGGAAUCUUCCGAACGACAACAAAAGAGGCCAAACGAACGAAGCGACGAAUCCGUCAUUAAGAGGUCCGAUGCAGCUCGUCGAGCUGAAUCUGCUGAAUCGUCGCAUUAAGAUCGCUCGAGCGUUACAAAUGAGAACGAUCGCGCUUGCAACGCGCGUUGCAUAUGUGCAGCCUGCGUGCAAGCUAAAUCCAGUGAGCUCGUACAGCAGGAAGUAACUGCCUCGACUAGACAAAAAGCCCCUAAGGAAGAACGAAGAAGAGGAGGAAGGAAGGGGAGUUUGCGCGGCGAAUUCAAGCUUGCGCGCGCAACGUUUGUCCAAAGCCGGCACCAAGAGAGAGAGAGGAGAGACUGCGAGCACCUCCUCUUUCUCUCUCUCUCUCUCUCUCUCUUUCUCUCUUCCCGCGGCAGUAGUCUCGCGCCUGUCGCAGCAACAGCAGGCCAGGACAACACGCGCCAACAACCGUCAAGCGUCGAGCCUCAUAUGGCUGGAACAGCAUCAGUGAGAUACCGUCACCGCAUAAAAACAUUCAACGAAGUCACCAUAUCGAACAGAUAUCGCGAGGAGGACGAGAGAAUGAUGAAAGAAAUGGGCACGAUGGGCAUCGACGAUCGCACCACCAGUUUCGGUCGCAAACGUGGCUGUACCAUAACGCGCUGCGGUGGCCUCGGCCUCGCGCUUUGCUUCCUCGGCGCACUUGUCCUUACAGGAUUGCUCGUCUACCAUUUUGCACCCUGCGUCGAUCAGAAUGAUACGCAGUUCCGCGUCGGCGAUGAUGUCACGGCGAUGUUCCGUUCCGGGCGUAACUUUAAAGCAAAAAGCAAGAGUGACAAAUUGGAUGUUAGGCUGCCUAAGUCCGUAUUGCCAGAUAGCUACGAGAUCCGACUCGUGCCGUUUAUUUGGCCUGGCAAUUUCACGUUCAAUGGAGAGGUGAAAAUCGUUAUGAACGUAACCGAAGAUACGAGAAAAAUCAUGCUUCACGCAGUGGACAUGACGAUCGAUGAGGAUUCAACGAUUAUACGCGAGUACCCUGGUCCAUCGGAAGGCAAAGCCAAGGUGGUAAGAGUACAGCGUCAGUCGAACGACACGACUCGUCAAUUCCACGUUAUUAACACGAGCGAUACCUUGAAAGCGGGCCAACAAUAUUUAUUGUACAUCAAAUUCGUCGGUAAAUUGAACGACUACCUGCAAGGUUUCUACCGAAGUUCCUACGUGGCGAACAAUCAGACGAGAUGGAUCGCCACAACGCAGUUCCAGCCAACGGACGCCCGACGAGCUUUUCCUUGUUUCGACGAGCCCGCGCUCAAAGCCAGAUUCCAAAUCAGCAUUGCUCGUCCGAAUAACAUGACUGCCAUCUCUAAUAUGCCGAAGGAACAACGGCAACUGGAACCAGUAGAAGGUUUACCAACGUACGUGUGGGAUCACUUCGAGCGUUCAGUUCCGAUGUCGACUUACCUCGUGGCGUUUAUAGUGUCGGACUUUGAGGACGCGAGCUCAGCGCAGGGUAACGUAAAAGUUUGGGCGCGUAAAGAGGCCAUUCAGCAAGCGGAAUACAGUUUGCGCAUCGGACCACAGAUACUCAACUACUUCGAGGAGUUCUUCCAGAUAAAGUUUCCGCUUCCGAAAAUCGACAUGGUUGCUUUGCCUGACUUUUCAGCUGGCGCUAUGGAAAAUUGGGGUCUCAUCACCUACAGGGAGACUGCGAUGUUAUACCAGGAGGGUGUUUCAACGAGCAACAACAAGCAGCGAGUGGCGACUGUCGUGUCUCACGAGCUUGCGCAUCAGUGGUUUGGAAAUUUAGUGACCCCAAGCUGGUGGACUGAUCUGUGGCUUAACGAGGGCUUUGCCAGCUAUGUCGAAAAUAUCGGAAUUAAUGCGGUGGAGCCAACAUGGAAAGCACUAGAGCAAUUCGUAGUGCACGAAUUACAAAACGUUUUUGGUUUGGACGCCCUGGAAUCAUCGCAUCCAAUUUCUGUGGAGGUCGGCCAUCCGGACGAGAUCAAUGAGAUUUUCGAUCGUAUCUCGUAUGCCAAAGGCGCCUCGGUUAUCCGAAUGAUGGACCACUUCCUUACGACGAAUACCUUCAAGCGCGGUCUGACCAACUACCUCAACGGAAAAGCGUAUCACAGCGCCGAGCAAGACGAUCUGUGGGACGCGUUGACGAAACAGGCGCACGAGGACAAGGUUCUCGGCCAGGACGUGACAAUCAAACAAAUCAUGGAUACUUGGACCCUACAAACGGGCUUCCCUGUUGUCACAGUCACGCGCGAUUAUGACAAUGACGCCGCGCUUGUAACUCAGGAGCGAUUCAUGCUGCGAAAUCAGAGCAACGAGGACAAAGAGCCGAUCUGGUGGAUACCCUUAACUUACACUGUGGCUAAUAAGCGCGACUUCAAUUCUACUAAACCUGCCGUGUGGAUGAAGGCUGAAAAAUCCGUGCAAAUGAAAAAGCUUGGUGCCACGCCACGAGAUUGGCUUAUUUUCAAUGUUAUGGAAACGGGGUACUACCGUGUCAACUACGAUCAAAAGAACUGGAAGUUGAUAACGCAGCAAUUGAAGGGUCCAAACAGCGCCGAUAUUUCAACGAUAAAUCGGGCUCAGCUAAUCGACGACGCAUUGAAUUUAGCACGCGCCGGCCGCUUGGAUUAUGCCACGGCUUUGGACGUGACCUCGUAUCUCGAACAAGAAAGCGAAUACUUACCAUGGAAGGCUGCCCUCACCGCCAUGAAUUUCCUUGACAAUAUGCUCGUCAAAUUCCAGGGCUACGACAAGUUCAGGGUGUACGUGUUAAAACUGUUGGACAACGUGUAUCAAAAAGUCGGCUUCAAGGACAGACUGGACGAUCCUCAGUUGACAGUACUCACACGUAUCGAUGUGUUAACGUGGGCUUGCUUGUUCGGCCACGAAGAUUGCGUGCGAAACGCGGUUGGCCAUUUCGCCGCUUGGCGAAAUGAGUCUCAACCGAACCUCAAUAAUCCGAUCUCACCGAAUCUCAAGAGCGUGGUUUAUUGUACCGCCAUCCGUGUUGGUGGUCCAGCUGAAUGGGAGUUCACCUGGCAGCGUUAUCUCGAGAGCAACGUUGGCUCCGAGAAAGAUUUGCUGCUUAGUGCUCUCGGAUGUACCAGAGAAACUUGGCUGCUUAGCAGAUAUCUUGACUGGGCGCUCAUGGAAAAAUCAGGUAUCAGGAAGCAGGAUGUUCCCAGGGUUUUCGCCACGGUCUCGAGCAACAUCAUCGGCCAACCCCUGGCUUUUAACUUCUUCCGCAAUAAGUGGGACCAAUUAAAAAACUAUUUUGGAACCUCGCUAAUAUCUAUCACUAGCAUUGUCAAGUCAUCGACCAAGCGUAUCAACACUAAGUACGAGCUUAAAGACUUGUUGGAGUUUGCCAAUGAGCACAAAGAGGAACUCGGUAGCGCUACGAGAGCCAUCGAGCAAGCAGUUGAGCAAACUGAAGCUAAUAUUCGCUGGUUAGAGCGUAAUCUGGCGAACAUCCAAGACUGGCUUAACAAAAACGUCACGUAAAAUGCCAAUGACAUUUUUGUUAGACACUAGGCGAAAUAAUGUUUUUGCACCGUGUGACAUUGACUGUUGAUGUUGGAGUAAUUGCGAUUCCUUUAGUUAAUUAUACUUAUUGUCAAUUCUCAGUCAAUGUGUUAAGAUGUAACUUUGAAUACACGUAUAUAUCGUUCUUGUUGGCGGGAAGUAGACAGAUAAACCUAUAAAACUUUUAAGAAAUUGUCCGUGUGUCGAGCAUUAUAAAACGUGCAAAUUAUUAUUUUCAUAUAUAUAGUGUAUUAAUAUUCACGUAGUUGAGGUAACUGAAUUGUAUUAUUUUUCAAUGAUACGAUACAGUAUUUGCAACUUAAUCAGAAUUUUCUUUUUUUGUUGAAUGUGCAGAGUUUAUAACAUUUUUGAAUGAUGUGCAUCACAAAAUUCAUAAGAAAUGCAACAGAUGCAGAUAAAAAAAUAACUUCAAUCAUUUUUAAAAUGUAGAUGAUUAUUAUGUCAUCAGUCACGAGAAAACUAUGCUUUCAAUCAUAUUUGAUAUUAUAUAUCUAUAUAUAUAACUAUUUUGUUGAUGUUUUCUAUGAUAAAUAAAUUCAAUGAAUGGAUAAUAAGAUAUAUAACAUACAAAUAUGUAUAAUUUCUUAUGAGAAUACACUAUAACAGAAGUACAAUUAUAAUUAGUCGUGAAAAAAAUAAACUAGGUGUCUAUAAUCAUAAAAAAAGUAUUGUACGUGCAAAUAUCGAUGCCACUUUCAUUUAACAGAAUAAUUGAAAAGUGCUUUAAUGGGGUAGUUCAAUGUCUGAAUGUAAAUAUAAUAUACUAUAUAAUAUUAAUUUUGAAAUUUAUCAUGUUGCUAUUAAAAACAGUUUUACAUAAAAAAUGUUUGAAAUUUGAUAGAUAGAAAGUAUGAUAGGGUAAUCAAGCUUAUUUUUCAAUAUUUUUAUGAAAAUAUUGACGCAAAAUAAAAUGCGAUGAAGCUUAAUUACGCCGUUGAAAUUUAUUUAAAAUCGUUGAAACCUCAGAAUAAAAAAAUAUUUUUGCUAACUAUUUUUAUUUUCAUUCAUGCCUCAUUACGAUCAGGCAGUCGGAUUAAUAAUUGAUCAUUAUUGCUGUCGUUGUGCACAUCAAUCUUCAUUAAUGUACUCAUAGUAAAUAUUCGUAAGAAAACUAAAAACAAAUAACUAUUAAAGAGACAAUAUGAAAUAAUUAUUCUGUGCUUUGGUGUACAAAUCGUAAAAAUGAUUAAAAAGAAUUAGUAACAUGAAUAUAUCGUAAGAUGUUUAAGAAUGAAUGACAUUUUUAAAAUGUGAAGCUGAUUCAAAGAAUAACUCUUUUGUAGCUUAAAACUUUGAGUAGUAAAUUAGCAUGACUAUAUAAUUAAAAGUUAUAAAAAUAUUUUAUUAUUAAUGUUCCAUGUAUCAGCUUUUUUUUAAAGCAUGUUGGUGAAGGUAUAGCACACAGAGUAAUACGAGUACAUAAAAAUGAGAUGAUAUAUUUAUUGUUGGUUGAACAAAAUUCGAAAGACAAUAUUCUCACCUUUUAUCCUAGAAUGAGAUGAUUAAAUACGUUUGUAUUAAAACAUAAAAUCAUAAAAUUGUAAGUAAUUACAUAAAUGCUACACUUUGUAUGGAAAUAGACGAAUAUCACGUAAAAGCAAACAUAUAUGAAAUGAUAAGCAGAUGUCAGUGUUUGUGAUUUCUUUUCAUCACGAGACAAGCGUGGUCAAACAUUUCUCAAGCCAAUCGUAAGUGCGAGUACAAUACUGAUCUAAUCAGGCUCUUAUUAUUAACACUCUUGGUUUAAACUGAAACACGUAAAUGAAUGAUAUUAGUAAUAAUGACGGCAGUGAAAACAUCAA
This is a messenger RNA of Phymastichus coffea, 5745 nucleotides long. RefSeq names its product aminopeptidase N (gene superdeath). Lineage: Eukaryota; Metazoa; Arthropoda; Insecta; Hymenoptera; Eulophidae. Gene Ontology annotation, biological process: proteolysis; peptide catabolic process. The coding region runs from base 863 to 3901 and encodes 1012 amino acids. Gene Ontology annotation, cellular component: cytoplasm. The record is from RefSeq and is a predicted model, not a curated record. Gene Ontology annotation, molecular function: peptide binding; metalloaminopeptidase activity; zinc ion binding. The transcript is spliced from 14 exons.